AUGGAAGACAAUCCUGAUUUCAUUCACUUUAUACAGACGAUGUGGGUGGAAGACCAGACAGGUCGUGUGGUGUCCAUGCGCCACCUUUCACCUGCCGAGCUGGCUCCUGCUACGAUGUAUUUCGACGUCCCGGAAAAUGCGACGAGUUUGCGAGCAUUUGAGCUUUGCAACCUCCACGGCCUCUGGAGCAGCGAGGUAGUGAAUGUGAGCCCUGGCUCGGCUGCACCGGCGGCCCGGACCGGCUGCACGUUUCGGCAGUGUGAGGAAGGUACGGCGGUUUCAGCUUGCCAGGCCUUCACAGGUGAGCUGCAGAGACGCGAGAACUUCCAGCCCAAGGUCGAUCCGACAGGCAAGCAUACCCCAUACCUGCUGCUCAACGGCACCAGAGCCACGAUUGUGGUCGGCACCGGUGCAACUCCCGGACACGAGGGCAGCUUAGUGCACCCAAUGGAGCCCUCCGAUGACAAGAGCUUGGUGCACUGGAUUUCGCACAUCUAUGCUGUGGACGACUUGGGCAACCUGGUGGCCUUUUGCGACUUGCUGCCAACGGACCCUGCGCCGGCCACGUGUACCUUCGAGGUGCCAGAAGGAAUCGGCUUCCUCAGGCCGUUCGAGUAUUGCAACGUGCAUGGCCUGUACAUGGGCGAUAUCGUGCAGGUGUCUAGCUGGAAUCCCAGCGCCCAGCGCCAGUGCUUCAAAAGAGAAUGCUCUGCCAGCCACCCCUCCUUGGGCCCAACAGCCCCGCGCAGCACCGCCGUGGAGGCCAUGAUUCAGCAACAGCAGCUGGCCAGUGCCAGGAUCAGCUCUGUGAACAUGUGCUUGAAGCACAUGGCCGUGUACUACAUUCCCAAAUCUUUGCUGAGUACCGAGCUCCUUGUGGAGAUUGGUCUCCUGACACAAGACGGCGAUGCAGCCAGUGACGUGUCCCGACGUGUCCAGAUCUUCCCAGACCUGUUCGCAAAGCUCAAUGCACUGGGUGGCAAGUGGUCAGCCCGCAGCAUCGUCUUCGAGCAUACCAUGCAGGAGGCCAACGGCACGCAGCCGCAGCUGCGGCUGGACCUGGUCAACGAGGUGGAUAUGCGCUUCACGCAAAGCGUGGCGUCGGCAGGGAACCGAACUUAUGCCGAAGGCGUCAAUACGGCCAUCGUGGACUUUACUGAGGAGCUACUGCUCAUCCAUGCGAGCUUUGCGAUGGACUGGGGCUAUGCCAGCCAGAGAUCACUAGGUCCGCACUACACCAUCUUCUACUCACCGGAUUUCGUGCAUCAGUCCGUAAAUGUGGCGUUAUGUGCGAAAACACAUGGUUGGAUGGGCAUUGGCUGGUUGGAUCCAGACAGGGCAGGCGGUCCUCUCAUGCAGGACACUGACAUGGUAGUCGCUUUCGUGAAAGAUGGCCAGGCCGGCGUCCAAGAUCGCUUUGCUCGCUGGAUCGAAGAGCCGCUGAAGGACGAGUUGCUUGCAGGUCAGCGCUCCGACGAUGCCGGGAAUCCACUGAAUGGUGUGAACGAUCUCGAGCUCAUCUCAGGAGCCUUGGGCUCAUCUGGGCGCGAGUGGUGCCCGGACGAUGCUUGCAGCCCUGGCUUCACUCUGGUGCAGUUCCGACGGCCCUUUGCAACAGACGACAUCUCCGAUAUUACUCUUCCUGUUCGCAGCGCCAAGAUUCGCCUGAUCUUUGCAUUCGCUCGGCAAGAUCCUUUUGAGACGUACUUGGAGCAGCACUUCUCAACGUCUACGGGCUAUGUGGACCUGCCUUGGAAUUUAGACUGUGCUCCAGGCACAUUUUUUGAAAUGGCCACGACGGAGUGCAAAGCUUGCGACAAGGGUUUCUUCCGACCUGCGAACACCUCCGUCUAUUCCUGCAUCCGAACUCCCCCAGGGACAUUUCAGAACGAGACGGGCCAAGCAUCGGCGAAGCCGUGCAAAUCGGGCUUCACCACCCCAGCAUCUGGUGCCAUCCAGGACUUCGAAUGCGUCUGCCCGGGUCCCUCUCUGUCCGUGCCGCGUGGGAGGUACCAUGUGGACGUCUGCGACGGGGCUCCGCGGCGCGAUUCACAGGGCCUUCUAAUACGCUGCGCCAGACUGGGAAACUGCCUCGACUGCCCCGAGGGGAUGAUCUGCAGGGGAGCGCGGGACAUCGUUGUCAAUGACGGGGGCGCAGCAUCACGCUUGGCCACGUUCUGCCUCUCCUAUGCAUAUGCGGACAUGGAGGAGUGUACUUCGCGUACAUUUUGUGAUGCCAAUCCCGAGGACCCUGCCUGUGACCACGCCCCUCCGGAGCUGUUGCCAGGCUUCUGGUCGGCUGCUGACGAGCCCCUGUCUGUGCUGUCUUGUAAGAACGCGCUACACUGCCUGGGCGGGCGGCCUGGAGCAGUUUGCGCUUCCGGGCGCGAGGCGUGA
Symbiodinium sp. CCMP2592 is the source of this 2397-nucleotide messenger RNA. The record is from the annotation of a GenBank genome assembly. NCBI's taxonomy places the organism in Eukaryota, Dinophyceae, Suessiales, Symbiodiniaceae.